Messenger RNA from Arachis stenosperma, 3520 nucleotides. Its product is annotated as RNA-binding motif protein 25. The record is from RefSeq and is a predicted model, not a curated record. The transcript is spliced from 8 exons. Gene Ontology annotation, molecular function: RNA binding. The coding region runs from base 940 to 3303 and encodes 787 amino acids. NCBI's taxonomy places the organism in Eukaryota, Viridiplantae, Streptophyta, Magnoliopsida, Fabales, Fabaceae. Gene Ontology annotation, biological process: mRNA processing.
CAGAAUCCGUCGAUUCCACCUCCUGGUGUUAGCUCUGCGGCUGCAAUGGCUCCCGGCGUCGCCUCUGCUGCCGGUGGCGUUGCGGUUCCGGUGUCUGUGCCGCACAUGCAGCCAAUGAUGUCGUAUCAGGUUCCUCCCGGCCAGCCCGCCAUCCCAACCCUGAGACCGCCCUACGCGAUGCCAAACGGUUACGCCGCCAUCCCGGGUGCUCCUCAAACGGCUGUACCUCCCGCUGGAUUUCGUAGUGUGGGAGGAGUUUGUUUCAGAUGAAUUGGGGAGGGAUUAAGAAAAGUUGUUGUUGGUCGAGAAAGGGGUAUCGAUGACAGGAUGUUUUCUCCUACAGUGUCUUGACUCUCUUGAUUGAAUUCGGUGAGAAAGGUUGGGAGGCUUCAUAUUGCUUACAGACCUACAUCUACAACAGUACAACUCGUUUAAAUUUGAAGUCGACCAUGUUUGCAACUGAAUGCACGUUGGCCUUGUGUGCUAAGGUAUUGCAAUCUUUUCAAUUCUCUAUCUUUCCUCUAUUGCACUUUCAUUUCCCAUUUUUAAUGCUGCGAGUUAAAAGAAAAACUUAGAAUUCAACUAGAAUUUCUUCUUAUUUAAACCAAGCGUACAUGAGACGAGGAUAGUCUCAUGUCACACAUGUGCUUUGGUUGAUGGGAUAGUUUGAGAAGCCCACUAUAUUACAAGUGAUCUAGAAAAGGUAAGUGCUUUCUACAUAACCGUAAAUUUCAAACUCGAUAGUAUUUCUUAAUGUUUUCUUCAGGUUGUCAUUUCAGCUGGUGAUUGUUGGCUGUGCUGCCAUCUCUAUUAUGCUUUUGAUGUGUGGUAACAGCAUUCCAUUGUUCUUGUCGCAUUUUUCCACAUAUAUCCUUAGUGUUGUAUUGAUUAGGUUAUAAUGCAGAUCCAUUUAUGACCCUUUCUAAUAUAUUUGCAUAGAUGUUUUUGUAUAUCUGUACAGGAAUGCCUCGUUAUCCUCCUCCAUAUGGAACUAUGGUUCGUCCUGUAUAUCCUCCUCGAGUACCUGGAGCGGUUAAUGUUCUCCCGGUAUCACGUCCCCCUGUUGCAGGGGUACCUCCAGUUCGCCCUAUUAUUCCUCCUGUUGUCAGACCUGUGGUUGCUCCUAGUGUUACUCCAGCUGAGAAGCCACAAAUCACGGUUUAUGUUGGCAAGAUUGCACCUACUGUGGAAAAUGAUUUCAUGCUUUCUAUUCUUCAGUUAUGUGGACCAGUUAAGAGCUGGAAACGUCCUCAGGAUUUAUCGAAUGGAACGCCUAAAAGCUUUGGCUUUUGUGAGUUUGAGACUGAUGAAGGGGUUCUUCGUGCCUUGCGUCUUCUUACUAAAUUAAAUAUUGAUGGGCAAGAGCUAAUGCUGAACAUCAAUGAAACUACGAAAGAACAUCUGAAGCGGUAUGUUGCGAAAAAAACUGAAGAUUCAAAGAAAAAAGAAACCCAGGUAGCAGGUGCUGAAAAAGAUGAUGAAGGUGCACAACCUUCUGAUGGUGGUGGGAAAUCUGAUGCCGAGGACUCAAAGAAAGAGGAUAGUGAUUCACAUAACAAGGAAUCCCUUGAUUUUGCUACCUUCGGCAUUGUCACUGAUGAUGAUAGGGAAGCUGAUCGAGAGGCUUUGGAAAAGAUUACGAACAUGAUAGAGGAGAGGUUGAAAACAAGACCUUUGCCUCCACCGCCUGCACAGACGCCUGGUGAUGGCUCUGCAAUAACUUCAGAACAACCAGCUAAAACAAGAGAUGGAGAUUCUGAUGAGGCUAUGGGGAGGAAUGAAGGAAAUGAAGAUAAAACUGAAAAAGAUGCAAACAGUGACAUCAAACAAACUAGUGAACAUGAUAAGCCUGAGACCCCUGAUAGAAGGCAUGACAGGAGAAGCAGAGAGAGGGACCGAGAUAGGGAACUAAAACGGGAAAAGGACAGGGAGCUUGAAAGAUAUGAACGAGAAGCAGAGAGGGAACGUAUUAGGAAAGAAAGGGAACAAAGAAGGAGGAUUGAGGAUGCUGAGCGUCAGUAUGAAUCAUGUUUGAAAGAGUGGGAGUAUCGAGAAAGGGAGAAAGAGAAAGAGCGCCAGUAUGAAAAAGACAAGGAAAAAGAAAGAGAACGCAAACGGAGAAAGGAGAUACUAUAUGAUGAAGAAGAUGAGGACGACGAUUCAAGGAAGCGGUGGCGUAGAAGUGUAUUAGAGGAGAAGAGAAAGAAGAGAUUGCGUGAAAAGGAAGACGACUUGGUUGACAGACAAAGAGAAGAGGAAGAAAUUGCCGAGGCCAAGAAGAAGGCAGAGGAGGAUCAGCAACGGCAACAGCAGAGAGAUGCACUGAAACUGUUAUCUGACCAUUCUAUAAAUGGCGGUGAAAAAGCCAUGGCUACUGAAGAGGCUGCCAAUGAAGUAAAAAAUGUUGUUACAGAACACAAUAAUGCAGUUGAUUAUAAUCAUGAAGGCCAUAUAGGUGAUGUCAAUUCACUAAACGCUAUGAAUGAUGAAUCAGCCAUGGCAUCUGUCUCAGAAAAUGAUGCACGAUCAAGUGCAAAUGCUCCUGCAAAGAAGUUGGGAUUUGGUCUAGUUGGGUCCGGAAAAAGAACAACUGUCCCUUCUGUUUUCCAUGAGGAGGAGGAUGAUGAUGCACACAAGGACAAAAAAAUGAGGCCUUUGGUUCCAAUUGAUUAUUCAACUGAGGAACUGCAAGCUGUUCAACCUACUGCCGCUGGGCCAACACCUCCAAAUUUGGCUGCUGCUGCAGAAUUUGCAAAGCGUAUAUCCAGUGCUAAUCUCAAAGAAGAGAAGCUUGAUGGAGAACGAGAUAGAAGUAAGCGUUCAAGUGAGAAGUCUAAUCACCGAGACAGGGACAGGAGUGAUGAAGAUGGCACCCACAACAGAGAUGACCACAAGGAGAAAACUGACCGUGACAGAGAUCGAGAUCAUGGAUUGGACAAAGUAAAGACCUCGGAUAACAAGAGACUCUUGGAUGCAAAACAGUUAAUUGAUAUGAUUCCAAAGACCAAGGAGGAACUGUUCUCGUAUGAGAUAAACUGGGCAGUGUAUGACAAGCAUCAGUUGCACGAUAGAAUGAGACCGUGGAUUUCAAAGAAGAUCAAAGAGUUUUUGGGGGAAGAAGAAAAUACAUUGAUAGAUUACAUUGUUUCCAGUACACAAGAACAUGUGAAAGCAUCCCAGAUGCUAGAACGUCUUCAAAUAAUUUUAGAUGAAGAAGCUGAAAUGUUUGUUCUCAAGAUGUGGAGGAUGCUUAUCUUUGAAAUUAAGAAGGUAGAGACGGGGCUUGCUUUGAGGACGAAAUGAUGAUUUCUCUCAGGAUUUUAAGUUUAGAGUUCUGCUGGAUUGAGAUUUUUACCACCGUCCCCAUGUCUUCAUCCUAAAUUGUAAAUUAAUUGCAUGACCGGUUAGCCAUAAACAAUUUAAUGUAAUUUUUUCCGUCUGUACUGAAUACUGAUCCAAGAUUCAAUUAGGCUUUUGGAUAAAUUCGUUUCCUUUAAUGAGAAGGCUGCACUUUUUGUCA